CUAGUCGACGAUCGCACUGACACACCCUAAUAUCAUCACCGGAGGUAAGCUGACUGAGAGAUCAACGAAGACAGCAACGGCCUGGAUUUUUUUCUCUUUACAAUCGCGCGACUCGGAGCAGCAGACGGUGGUACCGAUACACUUCACAUAAAUUGUAAGGUAACUUGUUAAUUGUGAACGCUAACACCGCAAGUCCUCUUUUAUCUCCACAACUACCGAUAUUUCAAACCGGUUUCCAUGGGGACUGCAUGCAGGAUUCCUUCGUUAUGUCUUCUGGUACCAGUGCUAUUGCUUUCUUUGCUCCUUCCAGCCACAUCGGAUGGAUUGGUGAAGAUCGCGCUGAAAAAGAGGCCGCUGGAUGAGAACAGCAGGCUUGCGGCUAGACUGGCCAAAGAGGAAGCGCUGUCGCGGGAAUCUCGAAAAUUUGGGCUCAAGGAGGUUCGGGACGGAUCGGAGGAGGACAUCAUAGCGCUGAAAAACUAUAUGAACGCGCAGUACUAUGGAGAGAUUGGCAUCGGCUCGCCCGCGCAGAAGUUCACAGUGAUAUUUGACACUGGUAGCUCGAACCUUUGGGUUCCAUCGGGAAAGUGUUACUUUUCUAUUGCUUGCUAUCUUCAUUCAAAAUACAGGUCAAGCAGAUCAAGUAGCUACAAGAAGAAUGGGAAAUCUGCCGCUAUUCAUUAUGGAACCGGAUCAGUUUCUGGUUUCUUUAGUGAAGACCAUGUCACAGUUGGUUCCAUUGUUGUGAAAGAGCAGGUUUUUAUUGAAGCAACUAGGGAACCAAGUGUUACUUUCUUGGUGGCAAAAUUUGAUGGCAUUCUUGGACUUGGAUUUAAAGAAAUAUCGGUUGGUAAUGUUGUUCCUUUAUGGUACAACAUGGUUGAUCAAGGUCUUGUCAAGGAUCCUGUUUUCUCUUUUUGGUUUAAUAGAAAUUCGGAGGAUAGCGAUGGGGGUGAAGUAGUGUUUGGAGGAUCUGACCCUAAUCAUUAUGAGGGUGAGCACACGUAUGUCCCUGUGACACGAAAGGGCUACUGGCAGUUUGAUAUGGGUGAUGUCCUUAUUGGUGAUCAAACAACUGGAUUCUGUUCUGGUGGUUGUGCAGCUAUAGCUGAUUCUGGAACUUCUUUGAUUGCUGGUCCUACAGUAAGUGAAAGUCUAUAGCUGCCAAUAACUUGUCUAUUAUUUUUCCUCGCUAUUCCUUAUAACGAAAUCUGUU
Messenger RNA from Dendrobium catenatum, 1216 nucleotides. Its product is annotated as aspartic proteinase oryzasin-1-like. The transcript has 8 exons. Bases 238 to 1161 code for a protein of 307 amino acids. Gene Ontology annotation, molecular function: aspartic-type endopeptidase activity. The record is from RefSeq and is a predicted model, not a curated record. NCBI's taxonomy places the organism in Eukaryota, Viridiplantae, Streptophyta, Magnoliopsida, Asparagales, Orchidaceae. Gene Ontology annotation, biological process: proteolysis.